Molecule: messenger RNA, 1795 nt
Organism: Oldenlandia corymbosa var. corymbosa
Lineage: Eukaryota; Viridiplantae; Streptophyta; Magnoliopsida; Gentianales; Rubiaceae
Source: the annotation of a GenBank genome assembly
CGGACGUACGUUGUACAAAUGUAUAAUUGUUGUGAUGAGUGACAUCAAUGUUGCCUGUGGUACUAUAUACUACGUUGCCCAAUAUCUACCCAUAGCUUUCCUAAAUUGACGAGAUUUUUGUCAACCCCACUCCUUUUUCUUCACCAAGUCAUGACAUCAAUCCCUUUUACAAUUAAUGUAUAAAUUAACAACCCUUUUUCACAUUCAUUUCACUCUCUCCAUCAUCAUAUAUUCAUCAUUUAUAGUGCACUAUUCAAUCUUUAUCAUGUAUAUAUAGCUAGUUAGCUACCCCUCCAUCAAAGAAAUCUCACAAGUUUACAAUUUUCACUCUUUCUCUUUUCUUGGGCCUUGUUUUCUCUUUGCUUAGCAAUAUAGACAGAUUGAAAAGGAAAAUGGUUGAGAACACACCAACUCCACUAAUUCCAAAUAAUGAAAUACUCCCAUUGAUUGACCUUAAGGGCCAAAGGGAUGAGGUCUCAAAGCUUAUAGUAAAAGCUUGUGAAGAUUUUGGAUUCUUCAAGCUCAUCAACCAUGGAGUUCCCAUGGAUGUAAUUUCAAGUUUGGAAGAAGCGAGUUUUGAUUUUUUCGCUAAACCAUCAUCUGAAAAGGAAAGGGCAUCCCUUUGCAGCAAUCCUCCUUAUGGAUAUGGAUGCAAGAACAUUGGCUUGAAUGGAGAUGUUGGAGAGGUUGAAUAUCUCAUUCUUGACGCCAAACCGGCGGCCAUCACAACCUACCCUAUUAACCUCAGGGAUGCAGUGAGUAGUUAUGUAGAAGCAGUUAGGGAGUUGGCAUGUGAGAUAUUGGAUCUCAUGGCAGAAGGGCUGGGGGCCCAACAAACCUCAGUCUUCAGCAGCUUCAUCCGGGCCGUCAACUCCGAUUCUCUCCUCCGCCUCAAUCACUACCCUCCUCUCCGGGAUAGGGACACGUCACCCUCCACCGGCAACGCCGCCGCAGCGACGGCCUCCGCCACAUCCGGCGCCGACGGCGUCUGCAACCGAAUUGGCUUCGGAGAGCACACUGACCCUCAGAUCUUGACCAUCUUGAAAUCCAACGGUGUGGGUGGCCUCCAAAUCUCGGUCCAAGAUGGAGUGUGGGUCCCUGUCAGUCCACAUCCCACUGCCUUCUUUGUCAAUGUUGGUGACGUGUUACAGGACAGAGAGAGUACAUCAUUUGCUUCACUUCUGUUGUUGAUAAUGUUGACUGUAUUGAAGGCUAUGACGAACGGGAAGUUCUUGAGCGUGAGACAUCGGGCUAUGGUGAACUGGCAGGAGUCUAGAAUGUCAAUGGCCUACUUUGCAUCCCCAUCACUGGACUCUAGGAUCAGCCCACUUGCUCAUUUGGUUACACCCAACAGCCCGCGGCUUUACAGAUCAUUCACAUGGGCCGAGUACAAGAAAGCCACUUAUUCUGGCCGCUUAGGAGAUAGCCGUCUCAAUUUGUUCAGGAUCCAACCCGGCGAUGAAACUGCUGCCAAACAAUAAUUUAUUUACUGAAUCCUUCACUAUUUUUCAUUGGCCGGAAAAUGUUUGAAAAAUUCUUUUCUUCCCCUAAUUUUGUAGAAUUCUAACUAAGAGUUUAAUUUAGUGUUUUUUCUUUUUCCUUCUUGGUUCUUCUGAACUUUCUCUAUUUCACCACUUAAGGGGUUCCCGUUAACUUCUAACCACUUGACUCAAUAAAACUGCUACUAGCGUGUUAGUUUGGACUUUGGAGUUAUAAGACAUGUGAUUGAUUGUAACAUUUGAUAUUUGAGCUAUUAUUGUGUACUUUUUGAGAUUCUUGAUGUUUCUUCCAAUAC